Molecule: messenger RNA, 2996 nt
Organism: Esox lucius (northern pike)
Lineage: Eukaryota; Metazoa; Chordata; Actinopteri; Esociformes; Esocidae
Gene: abhd3
Product: abhydrolase domain containing 3, phospholipase
Exons: 9
Coding region: 102-1340 (412 amino acids)
Biological process (GO): medium-chain fatty acid catabolic process; medium-chain fatty acid biosynthetic process; phosphatidylcholine metabolic process
Molecular function (GO): glycerophospholipid phospholipase A1 activity; A2-type glycerophospholipase activity; monoacylglycerol lipase activity
Source: RefSeq, a predicted model, not a curated record
UAUCCUUCACAAUUGUAUUCCGCUUGUGCUCAAGAGCAGUAGAGGUUUCAUUCGAUCCUGGCCGCUAUAGCUGAAGAGCUCGAAAUAACAGGGGCCUGGAAAUGAUCUCACUGGACUUCAAUUUUAAUGUUUUGACAAGAGACCUGUCACUUUAUCUGGAAAAUCAAGUGAAAGUUGGGCUUUUUGGAUCUGGAUCACUGUCAUUGGUGCUCGGCUUCUGCGCAGCGUAUGCCUACUAUUAUUUGAUCUCUGUCGCGAAGAAGCCCCAACUGAUAUCUGGUGGUAAGAAGUUCUACCAGUUUCUGCGGGACCAAUGUCCCGUGGUGUCGGAGACCUACUAUCCGACCUUCUGGUGUUGGGAGAGCCGGAUCCAAACGCUGCUCAGACCUUUCGUCACAGCUAAACCUGGAGUAAGCUACAGAAAUGAGCUCAUUAGAGCUGCAGACGGAGGGCAGAUCUCUCUGGAUUGGUUUGAUAACGAUGACAGCACCUCCCACCCCAACGUAGCCACGCGGCCCACUGUCCUGCUUCUCCCAGGCCUGACUGGUACAAGCAGAGAGUCCUACAUCCUCCACAUGGUCCAACAGAGCAGGGAGUUGGGAUACAGAUGUGUGGUUUUCAACAAUAGAGGGGUGUCUGGUGAAACUCUUUUGACUCCUAGAACAUACUGCGCAGCCAACACAGAGGACCUAGAGGCUGUCAUCGAACACGUCAGGAGGACCAAUGAGGACGCCCCUCUUAUGGCCGCUGGAGUUUCCAUGGGCGGGAUGAUGCUGGCCAACUACCUCGGGAGGAAGGGCCGUGCGACGUGUCUGAAGGGGGUGGUGGUGUUCUCGGCAGGCUGGGAUGUGUUUGAGUGCACAGCGUCUCUGGAGAAACCUCUGGACCGUUUCCUCUUUAACUCUUACCUCACCAGCUGUCUGCAGGCGGGUGUCGACAGACACAAAUCUGUCCUUGAGAAGAGUUACGACAUUGAUCAUGUGAUGAAGGCCAAGACCAUCCGAGAGUUUGAUGAGAGGUUCACGUCGAUUAUGUUUGGCUACCGCACCAAUGACGACUACUACCAUGAUGCCAGUCCCGUCCAUAGACUCAAAUCUGUGCAGGUGCCAAUGCUGUGCCUGAAUGCUGCAGAUGAUGUCUUCUCUCCUCGUCACGCCAUUCCAGUGGAGGCGGUGAAGCAGAACCCUAACCUAGCCCUCCUCAUCACCUGCCACGGCGGCCAUAUUGGUUUUCUGGAAGGCCUGUGGCCACGACAGAGCACCUACAUGGACCGCGUGUUCAAGCAGUUUGCCAAGGCUGUCAUAGAACAGGGCAGUGACCUCAAUGACCUUUCCAGCUAGUGGGACUAGUUUGACCCCUUAUUCUUCAUCUACUCCUAAAAUCUUCCCUUCAUUCCUUCGUUUCCUACCUCCCUCACCACAAGCAAAAAAGAUCACAUUUCUUUUGAAGGGCACAUCCUGUCCAAUUACAAUAUUUGUCUAUCCAUUCAUGUGUUCAUUCAUAUGUUAAUUAAUAUAAGAUAUGUGUAUAGCAAUUAUACAGCAUCAUAUCAUGCUUACUUGAAAAAGUGAAUGCAACUGCUCUUGUCCACAUCGAAAAUAUGAGAAUGUUCACAUUAGUUGUGCUAGCUAAAGUAGUAUGUGGCAUGAAUAACUUCAGCUGUCUCCUUCCAUCCAUCUGUGUUUUCAAACAGCAAAUCUUGUAGGAUUUUAGUCCUCAGGGAUUUUUUUUUUUUUUUACAUAUUACCUGUCUGUCUAUCUACCUGUCUGUCUGUCAAAGGUUUGUUAUGAAUGUGAAUGGAAUAUGUUAAAGAUCCUAUAGACCUAUCAGAAAUUAUAUGACCUAAUCUCUGGUGACAGAUGGCUAGCUGCUAUUGUAGUGAGAAAUUUGGUUCUGGGUUCCAAGAUGCUACCUUUACCUUACCUAACACAUCAAAGACUAUAGUAUUUAUGUUUUCUUGAAUUGUUCUGCACGCACUUUUAAUCACACAUUCUUUCUUUAUGCACAAUGAAUAGCUCUAACAGAUGACUGUAAUAUUAUUGGAAUAAUUCAUUGUUAAUAAUAAGGAAUGUGAAAUUGCACUAUAUUACUUUAAACAAACCAUGCCUCAUCUAAUUCCUUCUAGCAAAUGCACUUGAUUUCAAUAGCUUUUAAUAUGUAAGUAGGUAUACCCGAUAGGCCUAAUAAAUGAAUAUACAAAUACCAUAGAGAUAUUGUAUUCCACUUAUGUUGAGGACACAAACACAUCUUAGUUACUUUUUGACAGUAUUUUAACCUAGUUGUAGGUUAUAGGCUGAGCAUGUCAACCCUGAAACCUCAUGUUAGAAUGAAGGUGCUAGGUAAAGUGAUGUGUAUGAUGUACAGGAAAGCAGUUUGUGUUACGAUAAGAUGGGCUAGAUAGGAUGUAUUCAUAGCCUCUCUUUUGACUGAGAUGAAUGUAUCAUCAAUGAGGCUGGUUGCCAGAUUGGUUCUGGUGUAGACAAAAUGACGUUUUCCAUGUGUGAGUAGCACCAGAUCUGGCAACCAGACCGUCAAUGCGCUGGUUUAGACAAUGCGUACAAUGGUAUAAUGGCACCCUUUUCCGUUAUAGUGCACGUUCUUGUCCAGAAGGUAAUGGGCCUACUCCAAAAGCAUUGCACUAUGAAGGGAAUGGGGUUUCGUAUCAUACACAUGUAUGACUUUAUUCCUGUGGAAUUUGUAUGUUUCUUUAUUGUGCUCGGUGGCCAUUAAGUAGCAUGUGCUGCAUUAUCACGGCGUUAUCACGUCCUGAACCUUACGACUAAUAACACCACAUCGCAAUUAGUAGCACAAAGGACAUAUUCUGUUAGUCAUUAAAUUUAAUUUUAUAUUUUUAAAAAAGUGUUCUGUUUAACAUGCCCAGCAAUAAUAUUUUAAAAUAAAAUGUUGUAGUAAAAGUACUGCUACAUGCACAUGUUUCAACAUGAAGUGUAUUAUGCUGUAUUUAAUAAAUUAUUAAAUGGAUCUUACUGCAGUG